Messenger RNA from Dibothriocephalus latus, 1068 nucleotides. The record is from the annotation of a GenBank genome assembly. Lineage: Eukaryota; Metazoa; Platyhelminthes; Cestoda; Diphyllobothriidea; Diphyllobothriidae.
AUGUCUGACUCGGAAUUGACAGCUAAAAUCUUAAGACAGGUCGAGUACUAUUUCGGCGACAUAAAUUUGUCGAAAGAUAACUUCAUGAAAAACACUCUGCAAGAGAAUGGCGGAUGGCUUCCUUUUGACAUCCUGCUUAAAUUUAAGCGACUGAGUGCCUUGACUACUGACAUUGAGCUAAUUAAAAAGGCUCUUUCAGAAUCAACUCUUUUGGAAUUUGGUCCGGAGGGUGUACGUCGCGUACCCUCCAACCCUGCCCCUGAAAGUCUUAACGAGGCCCUCACUCUUCACGGCGACAAAGCAGUUUAUGCCAAGGGAUUUCCCGUCGAAGCAACACUAGACGAAAUUAUAAGCUGGGUGGAGGAAGUUGCGGGCCCGACACACGAUGUGUUUUGUAGACGGUUUCCAAAUAAGAAGUUCAAGGGAAGUAUAUUUGCAACUUUCAAAACAGCCGAGGACGCCAAAAAGUUUUUGGAAUCAACCGAAUCUGCGGAAUACAAGGGAAAUUCACUCAUUAGGAAGUGGUACAAAGAUUAUGUGGAAGAGAAGAGCGAGGAAAGGAAACUAAGAAAUGAGGAAAAAGCAAAGAAAAAUGCGGCUUCCCAGGACCGUCGCAACGCUGAAGUCGCCUCAAGGAUGACACCGGGUGCUCUCAUUGAACUGGCGGGUCUACCUGCAUCCACAACAGCCAAAACCGUUCCAGAAAAACCAGAUUCCGCUGGAGAUGAACCCGCUAAAGAUGAAAAGGACAACGCGGCUCCAACCGAAGAGUCUGUAGAAGCCAAGUCAGAAACCACGAAUGGUACCAAUGGCGGCGAUGGAGUGCAGACCGUUAACAAUUUAAAGGAAUGGCUUAACUCAAAGCUCGAAAACAGUGUACCAAUCGCGUGGGUUGAUGUAGAUUCGGAACAAAGAAAAGCCAUCGUGCGCUUCAAGGAACCAAACACCGCGGCCAGCGCUCUAGAGAAACUGACCAAAGCCUUUGAAGAUGGCAAAAUUAUGUACAAAGACUGCCACCUCACAGGACGUGUCAUUUCUGGUAGGCUAGUCCUCAUAAUUUUCUUCUAA